CCGAGCUGCACGGCAGCAGAGUUGCAUACCAGUAAGCAGUGCCCUUUUGACCUGAAACACACCCGGCUGGCUGCCAUGAAGAGAUCUGGAUGCCGAGCCCUCCUGGUCCUCAGCUCCCUCUCAGCCCUGCUUUGUUACAUCUUCUUGGACCCGACCCUCUACCUGCAGGACCCUCAGCCAGCUGUCCCUCAGAGAAACAUCAGCAUCCUGCUGUGGCGCUGGCCUUUUGGCCGCUCCUACAGGCUUGAUGGAGACAAAUGCCUCGAGAUGUACAACAUCCGUCGCUGUUUCCUCACUGAUAACACCUCCACCUUCUCCACUGCUGAUGUGGUUGUCUUCCAUCACCAGGAGCUGAAAGAAGGAUUGUCGGCGCUGCCCCUGCACCUGGACCGCCCAGCCUCCCAGCACUGGGUAUGGCUGUCCAUGGAGCCCCCUGUCAACAAUCCAAACCUCACUCCUCUCUCCGGCAUCUUCAACUGGACGAUGAGCUACAGACGUGAUGCUGACAUAUACAUCCCCUACGGAAAGACCGUGCUUGGGGGGGAUGCACAGAGCUUCCAGGCUGCUCCUAAUCGCUCCUGCCUCGUCAGCUGGGUGGUCAGCAGAUUCCGUCCUCAGCAGGAUCGGGCUGCUGUUUACCGAAGUCUAAAGAAGUACAUCCCCAUACAGGUGUACGGCAAGUGGAACAAGAAACCCCUCUCGAACAAGAAGCUGUUGCCCACAAUUGCAAAGUGUGCAUUUUACCUGUCUUUUGAGAACUCUGAGGCAAAGGACUACAUCAGUGAGAAGCUCUGGAGGAACGCUCUCCAAGCAGGGGUGGUGCCUGUCGUUCUCGGCCCCAGCAGGGCCACCUAUGAGGCCAUGGCCCCUCCUGGUUCCUUUAUCCAUGUGGCUGAUUUCAAGAAUACAGCCGAUCUGGCUGCCUAUCUGAAGCAAGUGGCUGCAGACAGGCAAGCCUACGAGGAGUUCUUCCAGUGGCACCACACUCACAGGAUAAAGACCUUCACUGACUGGAGAGAGAGGCUGUGUCAGAUCUGUGUGCACUUCCCCGGGCUGGCAGCCAGCAGAGUGUAUCAGGACCUGGAGAGCUGGGUUCACAGCUGACAUUGCACCUCUUCAUGCCUUCAGGUCGCUUUUUUAUUUGGAUGCUUAUGAUAUUUGGUUAUCUCAUGCAAUUGGGUAAUACCAUACAGUUGUGGUGUGUGAUGAAAUGUGUCAGCCAUGCAAUUACGGUUAACAGAGAACAGAACACAAGCUAUACGAAAAAGCGGAAGUGGGAACUUGUGGGGAACCAUAAAUACUUUAGUUAUUUUGUUAAAACCACAGAAGCUCAGGCUACUGAUAAAUGUAAAUAAGGAGCACACAUUUCUCCGUCUGUUUGUUGUUUUUCUGCUCAGGGCCACAGGAAAAUAGGGUAACACAUAUCUGAUGAAUAUUUACAUGGCAUUUUCACAGUGGAAUACUUACAUUAAGAGUUUUCUGAAAUUGUUGGUAUAAAUAUGUAAAAUAGGCACAAAAUGUACAUUUAAUUCAAUUUGUGUUGAAGAAUUAGAGGAUUGUGGAUCUCGUCUCCGUGUAUCACUUCAUACAUUUAUAUUAAAUAUUGUUUACAGCAAUUACUUUUAUGUUUGCAAUGUUUUAAGGCUUUGAUAUCAGGCUAUGAUUUGACCAACCUCAGUAAAAACUUGUUGUCAAGACAGAUGAAUAUGGUAACAACAUUUUUACUAAUAUGAAACUUGCCUAGUUA
Notothenia coriiceps (black rockcod) is the source of this 1747-nucleotide messenger RNA. Its product is annotated as alpha-(1,3)-fucosyltransferase 7. NCBI's taxonomy places the organism in Eukaryota, Metazoa, Chordata, Actinopteri, Perciformes, Nototheniidae. Bases 76 to 1104 code for a protein of 342 amino acids. The record is from RefSeq and is a predicted model, not a curated record. Gene Ontology annotation, molecular function: alpha-(1->3)-fucosyltransferase activity. The transcript has 2 exons. Gene Ontology annotation, cellular component: membrane.